Molecule: messenger RNA, 843 nt
Organism: Coffea arabica (coffee)
Lineage: Eukaryota; Viridiplantae; Streptophyta; Magnoliopsida; Gentianales; Rubiaceae
Source: RefSeq, a predicted model, not a curated record
AUGUGGAUGAUUGUCACACUUGCUGACGCACAUACUUGCGUCCGUGUUUGCUAUAGUAACGAUCACCGUGGAUUGAGUAGUGACAUAAUUGCCGAGCACAUUAUCCCCCAUAUUAUGAAUAGUUCGGUGUACAAAAUCAAGGAAAUUCAGGUAUCGGUGAAACAAGAGUUUCAUUGUGAUGUGUCAUAUAAGAAGGCUUGGUACGCUAGACGCCGUGCCAUUGAUAUAUUAUAUGGGAACUGGCCGACAUCCAUAUCACAACUGCCGACAUAUAUUGAGGAGUUACAACGGUCGAAUCCAGGGACGGUAGUUGUGUGGGAUCAUCAUCCAUUAAGUACCCCCUCUGCAAUAAUUUUUGAUUAUAUAUUUUGGGCAUUUGCUCCAGCCAUCCAAGCUUUCCGCUAUCUAAAACCGGUGAUAUGCGUGGAUGGUACCUUUUUAAAAGGGCCUUAUCGGGGAAAACUUCUUGUCGCCAUAGGGUUUGAUGCUGAAAAUUCAAUGUUUCCCUUGGCAUAUGCCCUAGUUGAUGAGGAGAAUAAUCGGAGUUGGUCUUGGUUCAUGAGACUGUUACGCAUUCACGUGUGUGGUGAUGUGCAAAAUAUAUGCAUUAUUUCUGAUCGUCACCACGGCAUUAUAAACGCAAUGCGUACACUUGAAGAGUGGCAGGAGCCAUUAGGGGUGCACCGAUUCUGUUUGAUUCAUAUUCGGAGCAAUUUCACACAAAAAUUCAAGAAUGAGGGACUUAAAAGCCUGAUAUACGCUGCUGGUGUGGCAAAUCAGCCGCGCAAGUAUGAGGACAUCAUGAAUUUGAUUUACUCCUUGAAUACGGAGGCGUACACAUGA